UUCCACCCGGCCUUAUUUUGCACUUGGACGCACAUUCACGCUGCUGUAACGACAGGAGUGUUUUGAGCGGGUUACUCUCAUUCAGUUUCUAACGGUAACUGCAGUGUUCUUUAUGCCAGCGUAAAUAUCACAAUUAAAAGAGCCAACAUGGCGCACUCGGAGAUGAAGCUGGAUUUUACUCUGAAAGAACUGACUCUUUCCUGUCAGGCUGAAGAUGUCGAUGUCCCCGGCAGCUCGUCCACCGUGGAGCUGCAGGACAACAGACUGAUGUGUGUUGAGUAUCCGGCGAUGGUCACCAGUGUGGACAAGAUGCUGGAGACCCUCGGGGGUGAACAAGCAGUGUCCAAAACCUUCGCUCAUCCCAACAGGCGUCUGGAGCUGCGUUACCGACCUCAGGACCCUUUCUGUCACUCUCUGUGUGGAAACCGCUUCCCGUCAAGCAACCUCCUCCUCAGAGUGCGGCGGCGGGUGCGAAAAAAGGACCCCAAGGACGCUGAGAUCCGCAUGGACAUACUCGGAGUCAUAGGAACAACAUACAAAUUUCAAGGGCUGGCAGACUUUCAGUGCCUCGCUGUGCAUUCAGAAGGUGGAAAAAACGCGUCUUUGUACGAAAAAAUCAUCCUCCGCAAACCAGAGAAUCAAGAGUUCUUUGAGCAGCCCAUGCCAUACUUUCUUCCCCCGGCCAUCUUCUCACGCCUCGACAGUCCUGUGGAUUAUUUCUACCGGCCUGACAUCCAUCAAAACUCAGUCCAGUUGCCCAUCAACAAGAAGAACUUUAUUGGUUUGAAUCGUGCUCGCCGCCCCCACAACGCCAUCUUUGUCAGCUUCACUGAUCCCACUGUGCCCACCGAGUGCAUCGAGGCGGCCAGGGUCAACUGGGCACGAGUUUGCCUAAAGGAGAAUGACAAGCAGGCUGAAGAACAACUGAAAAAGAUGUUUGAGAGCCGGCCCAUCUGGUCACGGAACGCGGUGAAGGCCAACAUCAACAUCCACCCUGGUAAACUGAAACUGCUGCUGCCCGUCUUCGCCUACUACAUGGUGACAGGGCCGUGGAGAAGUCUGUGGGUGAGACUGGGCUAUGACCCCCGAAAGAGCACAGAGUCCAAGAAAUACCAGAUGCUGGACUUCAGGAUCCGCUGUAGCACCAAGCACGGGUAUUCAUUAUCUGACAUGCCAGUAAAAGCCAAGCGGAGUGCCCUUAACUACAGUCUGCCUAUCACAUUCAACAAAGCAGGUCCCCAGCCAGCUAGUGUGAUGGAACUUCCAGCUCAGGAGGGCCCAAGCACUAGUCGAGACCCAGUCCCAAUCACAUAUCAGCUGAAGGAGUCAUCUUACAUUUUCAGAGAGGGCAUGCUGCCUCCUCACAGACAGAUGUUUUACCAGCUGUGUGAUUUGGAUGUGGAAAGUAUCCAACAGGUGAUUGAGCAGAUCUGCGAUAAUGAGCAGGUAUGUGACGAGCGGGACGGCUGGUGCGUUCUCGGCACCACAGACAAGCUGAGGGACAUGAUCUCAGCCAUGAUCAAGAAGGUCAUCCGAGCCCAGAAACCAACAUUGCCAGAAAUGCCGAAGAGACGAAGACGCAUAGGCCUAAGUUUAAAAUCCCCUGGGAGAGAUGUGGAUGCAGAGGAAGAGAUGCAGGACGACGAGAACAAGGAUGAUGAAGAGGAAGAUGAGGACGAUGAGUUUCAGCCAUCGGAGGGAAGUGAAAAUGAGAUGGAGACAGAAAUACUGGAUUACAUGUAACAAAAGACUACAAUUUUUAUGACAUUAAUCUUGACUGUAGAAAUAUUUUCCAUUGUUCAUUUCUGUAAAAGGUGAUAUGUGUGAAUUCUUUUUUGAGUGAAAUGUGAAUAAAAAUGGAAACAUUUCUAGCA
Siniperca chuatsi (mandarin fish) is the source of this 1874-nucleotide messenger RNA. RefSeq names its product general transcription factor IIIC, polypeptide 5 (gene gtf3c5). Gene Ontology annotation, biological process: transcription initiation at RNA polymerase III promoter. The transcript is spliced from 11 exons. The record is from RefSeq and is a predicted model, not a curated record. Gene Ontology annotation, cellular component: transcription factor TFIIIC complex. Bases 148 to 1743 code for a protein of 531 amino acids. Lineage: Eukaryota; Metazoa; Chordata; Actinopteri; Centrarchiformes; Sinipercidae.